UCUAGCAAAGGUAAAUUCCUAUGGCAUAGUAGUCGAUUGUGCGAAAUCUCUGAGGACAAAACCAAUGGAAAAUGGCACCUACUAAAUCGUCAUCUACUGCGGCUCCUUUUAGCAAAGACGAGCGUGUGCUCUGCUUUCAUCACGAGAUGCUCUAUGAGGCAAAGAUACUGGACGUCAGGUCUACUGAGGAUAAUGUCUCCUGGCAAUAUAAGAUUCACUACAAAGGAUGGAAAAAAACGUUGGGAUGAUUGGGUUCCUCAAGAUAGAGUACGAAAGCUCACAGACGAAAAUAAAGAACUUGCGGCCCAGCUUCAUAAUCAGAUGAAAUCCGUCAAAGCUACAAACCAAAAAUCAACUUCAAGCAGGCAAGGUAAAAAAUCAUCUAGUGGUCGUGGAACUACCAAUAUUGGCGAUAUCUCCAGUGCUAGAGGUAGCGAGGAAAGGCAUGCAGGAACAGCUAUGCAGAGCGCCAGGGGACCUAGAAGGCAAAGAGAUUACGAUGUUGAAACAGAAGACGCAUUUCUUAACAGACCAUCUAUUAAACUUAGUAUUCCUGAUCAUAUUAAGGCUAUACUUGUCGACGACUGGGAAAAUGUGACAAAAAACCAACAGCUCGUUCCUAUCCCUGCUACCAAGCCUGUCACGUGUAUUCUUAAUGAUUAUCUUGAGCAAGAAAAGACCUCAAGAGUCCCUGGGAGUUCCCAGGCCGAUAUACUAGUAGAAGUAAUUUCUGGGGUAAAGGAGUACUUCGAUAAGUGUCUCGGCCGGAUCCUCCUCUAUCGAUUUGAACGAAUUCAGUACGUCGAGGCUCGUGAAGGAUGGUUAUCAACAACGGGUGAUUUCGCUGGGAAAACCCCAUGCGAUACGUAUGGAGCUGAACAUUUAUGUCGCCUAUUAGUUUCUCUCCCAGAAUUAAUCGCACAAACAAACAUGGACCACCAGUCAGUCAAUCGUUUAAGAGAGGAACUUACUAAAUUGACCAAUUGGAUUGCCAAAAACGCAACUACAUAUUUUGUCAGUGAAUAUGAAACUCCUGGUCAAGAGUACUGCGAGAAAGCUCGUGGUACUAAAUAG
Molecule: messenger RNA, 1074 nt
Organism: Blumeria graminis f. sp. triticale
Lineage: Eukaryota; Fungi; Ascomycota; Leotiomycetes; Helotiales; Erysiphaceae
Source: the annotation of a GenBank genome assembly